UAGAGGCUGCGUACUGCGUACUGCGUACUGCGUACACGGUAGAUGGCGGAUUAUUGAUCUUGCUGGAGAGGGAGUGGGUGAGUGAUUUGUGAGAAAGGUGGUGAGAGAUCGCUCGGGAGGGCGAAGUACGGCGCGAGGCUGGCAUCCUAUCGCGAUCUAUCGAUGCUGAUGGACAGCACCGCGCUGCAAGGCUGCACACUUGGACUGCGCGCUGCAGGGCGUUUCCCGCCCUGUCCUUCGUUUGCACUACCGCGCAUCUCCCAUCUCUCACCUCUCUUGCUCUCUCCACCUCGCUCCUCUCGGAGCCUUGGAAAUCCGAUACAUUCCGUAUGUGUACACGUCAAAUCACUGCCCCCCAGCUAUACCACAGUACUUAUCCGCAUCUGCAAGGCUACGCUACGCUACAGUGAAUGCACCAAACAGCACCCAGCCUUGCGGUCCCGCCGCCCGUUCGUUCGCAAAGCUGCUACGCCUCAGUUCUCAGGUUUACACAGUAGGCAGAUAGAUAGUGCUGCAGGUAAUCGAAAAAGCGGGGGAUCAAUCACACAGCUCGAGCGUCACGUCGCGUCUCGCCCACCUAGGUUCUUUUGGGUGAAGCCUUAUUGGAUUGGGUUAGAUGUGUUGGUGAAUGAGGGGGAUUCGUUCGAAGGAAGGAAGGAUGUAUAGUACAUAUGACAUAUGUAGACGUACGGCACAGGGAAAAAAAAAGGUUGGGUUGCCUCGGGCCGGUCCCUUCCUUCGCGGGGCGGCAGAUCUGUUAUUCGUCCGCUUAGCGUGGGAGCAGGGGGAAGGAAUGCCGUUAAAUGGUUCGAUUUGGGAGGAUUUAAGGUGUGGCAGCUUCCUCCCAUGCUUUAUCGGUGUGGCCGGAGGUCUCUUGUGUUUAUAUCCUACGCCUCAUAGGCACUUCGUUGACGG
Messenger RNA from Trematosphaeria pertusa, 915 nucleotides. RefSeq lists its product as uncharacterized. The transcript has a single exon. The record is from RefSeq and is a predicted model, not a curated record. Lineage: Eukaryota; Fungi; Ascomycota; Dothideomycetes; Pleosporales; Trematosphaeriaceae. Bases 163 to 666 code for a protein of 167 amino acids.